AUGCUGACUUUUGAUGAAAUUCUAGGGAUAGUAUAUCUGCUACUGACUGUAAUUGGAUUCCUAGGGAAUUACAUCCUCUUCUUUCUAAACAGCUUUAAUUUCCUCAUUGCUCAUAGAACAAGACCUAAAAACCUAAUUAUCAUCCAUUUGGCUUUUUCCAAUGUCAUGGUACUUCUCUUUAGGGGAAUACCUACCACAACAAGACUUUGGAGGGUGAAAUGUCUUCUGGAUGAUACUGGGAUUAAAAUCAUAACAUACAUGCAGACACUAAGCCGUAGUCUUUCCUUGUGUAGCACCUGCCUCUUGAGUGUCUUCCAGGCCAUCAUUAUUAGUCCCACCAACUCUAUUUGGGCACAGCUCAAAAAGAUUGCACCAAAAUGUAUCCUUCCAUGUAUUCUUUUUUGCUGGAUCUUCAAUCUACUCUUAAUUAUGAUUCUAAUUCUAUAUCAUGAUGGUCCAAAGAACAGAACAAAUAGUAAAUAUGGUUGCAACACUGGAUAUAGAUAUCUGGAUAGAUAUAAUAAGAAUCAGUUUAAAAUGGUAAUCAUAAUAUGUAUUUAUGAUUCUUUGUUUGUGUGUCUCAUGACUUUUUCCAGUGUCUAUAUGGUCUUAAUCCUAUAUAAACACAAGAAGCAUGUAAGUCAUAUUCAUAGUAAUAGUGUCUCCACAAAAAUAUCCCAUGAAACUGUCGCCACCCAAGCUAUCUUGCUUCUAAUGAGCAUCUUUAUUUGCUUUAAUGUUUUCAGUCCAUUUUUUGCUGUGUAUAUAUUUUAUUUCAAAUAUGCACACAGUUGGAUGAUACACACCUCAGUCUUUUUGUCUCUGUGGUAUCCAGUAGUCAGCCCUCUGAUUCUGAUCAGCAUUGAUUCUCAGAUCCCCAGAACUUGUGUUCACAGAUAGAUUGAAAAGGCAUGGGGUAUCCAUUACCCUGUA
Sarcophilus harrisii (Tasmanian devil) is the source of this 933-nucleotide messenger RNA. Its product is annotated as vomeronasal type-1 receptor 1-like. The coding region runs from base 1 to 900 and encodes 299 amino acids. The transcript has a single exon. NCBI's taxonomy places the organism in Eukaryota, Metazoa, Chordata, Mammalia, Dasyuromorphia, Dasyuridae. Gene Ontology annotation, molecular function: pheromone receptor activity. Gene Ontology annotation, cellular component: membrane. The record is from RefSeq and is a predicted model, not a curated record. Gene Ontology annotation, biological process: G protein-coupled receptor signaling pathway.